AGUGUAGGCGGCCGGCGGAGCUGCGGGUGACGCGCCGUCGCCGCCCCAGACGCCGCCACACAGCCCGUGGUCACACACACACUCUUGUCUUGCUCUCACACUCUACCACUGCACCUCACCAACAUGUAUUAGGUGUGGUUCCCGUCCCAUUGCCAUGCCAACAUGGAGCCCUUGGAUCUACCUGGAAGAGGGAGAACUGCCAGCCAGGAGGUACUGCAGGAUGCUGCAGUUGUCAGUUCUCCCGGGCUGGGUCGUUCCCAUGACGCCGACGCCACUCACGACCCGCACCACACUACAACUGUGUCGUCAUCGUCACCAAGUCCUGUGUCACCCAUGGCUACCGGAACACCCAAGAGGAAGAAAACAAAAGCAGAAGCCUUAACACGAGGAACGAAGGGAAUCUCAUCCAGAGCCCAGCCAGCAAGAAAGGGAUUCAUGCCCUCCAGAUUUCAUUCGUCUCUGCCAGUCAACUCUGAUGGAUCCCCACUGGCUAGCACUGAGCCCAGCCCCAGGCCACCAAGCGCCUGCUUGUCCUCUGGUGGUCACUCGCCAUCCCGUAUACAGUUGGAGCAGGUCAAGCACACACUGCAUGAUGUACAGUCAACUACGGGAAGUAGUUAUGCCAAGCAGAGGUCUCCCUCGCUAAGGCCCUCAAGGCCCCCAAACUCGUCAUCCACAGCAAUGUCAAAGAGGCGAAACUACAGGUUUACUGACGAUCUCCAGAAGGAAUUCAAAUUUAUUAAACUGGACAAUCUGUGGGGUGAUGGAACAAGAGUGGUAUGCCAGCUUUGUAAGAUCUAUUUUUCCGUGGCUCGCCGUGGUAGAAACGACAUCCAGUUACAUCUACAUUCCCAGAAACAUAAGGAUGUUGUAAAGACUCUGGCUUCUAUGUCAAAGAGGCGAAACUACAGGUUUACUGACGAUCUCCAGAAGGAAUUCAAAUUUAUUAAACUGGACAAUCUGUGGGGUGAUGGAACAAGAGUGGUAUGCCAGCUUUGUAAGAUCUAUUUUUCCGUGGCUCGCCGUGGUAGAAACGACAUCCAGUUACAUCUACAUUCCCAGAAACAUAAGGAUGUUGUAAAGACUCUGGCUUCUAAUAAUCCGUUUGUGUGUAGCACCAUAGUACGGCUCCCCGGAGAACUGGUACAGAACGCUGAAGACGCAGGAGCGACGGAGGUGGAGGUGGUGCACGACACCCGCCGAGUCCAGUGUCCCGGAGCUCACGCUCAUCUUCACACCUUCCUCACGGAUUGA
Molecule: messenger RNA, 1254 nt
Organism: Procambarus clarkii (red swamp crayfish)
Lineage: Eukaryota; Metazoa; Arthropoda; Malacostraca; Decapoda; Cambaridae
Source: RefSeq, a predicted model, not a curated record